This is a messenger RNA of Lagenorhynchus albirostris (white-beaked dolphin), 2001 nucleotides long. It is a transcript of the gene AP2M1, whose product is annotated as adaptor related protein complex 2 subunit mu 1. Gene Ontology annotation, biological process: clathrin-dependent endocytosis; intracellular protein transport. Gene Ontology annotation, cellular component: AP-2 adaptor complex; cytoplasmic vesicle. Bases 201 to 1529 code for a protein of 442 amino acids. The transcript is spliced from 11 exons. Lineage: Eukaryota; Metazoa; Chordata; Mammalia; Artiodactyla; Delphinidae. Gene Ontology annotation, molecular function: clathrin-cargo adaptor activity. The record is from RefSeq and is a predicted model, not a curated record.
UGCUGCCUCGGCGGAUGCGCACGCGCAGCAGAGACCGGGGCGGUGCCGCGGCACUGCAGUGAAAGCCGAGGCAGCGGGCAGGCGAGCAGGGGGCGGGCGGACAUCUUGGGAUCCGGAGAGUGGCCAGGCUGGCUGAGCAGGGGCCUGCGGACACCAGGUCUGUUCUGAGAGCGAUGGGCCGCGGAGACUGAGCUGCCGCCAUGAUUGGAGGCUUAUUCAUCUAUAAUCACAAGGGGGAGGUGCUCAUCUCCCGAGUCUACCGAGAUGAUAUCGGGAGGAACGCAGUGGACGCCUUUCGGGUCAAUGUUAUCCAUGCCCGGCAGCAGGUGCGCAGCCCCGUCACCAACAUUGCUCGCACCAGUUUCUUCCAUGUUAAGCGGUCCAACAUCUGGCUGGCAGCUGUCACCAAGCAGAAUGUCAAUGCUGCCAUGGUCUUCGAAUUCCUCUAUAAGAUGUGUGACGUAAUGGCUGCCUACUUUGGCAAGAUCAGCGAAGAGAACAUCAAGAACAAUUUUGUGCUCAUAUAUGAGCUGCUGGAUGGAGCUGAUGGCUCCCUUCCUUUUGCAGAGAUCCUAGAUUUUGGCUACCCACAGAACUCAGAGACAGGCGCGCUGAAAACCUUCAUCACCCAGCAGGGCAUCAAGAGCCAGACAAAAGAAGAGCAGUCUCAGAUCACCAGCCAGGUGACCGGGCAGAUUGGCUGGCGGCGGGAGGGCAUCAAGUAUCGCCGGAACGAGCUCUUCCUGGAUGUGCUGGAGAGUGUGAACCUCCUCAUGUCCCCACAGGGGCAGGUGCUGAGCGCCCAUGUGUCAGGCCGGGUGGUGAUGAAGAGCUACCUGAGUGGCAUGCCCGAGUGCAAGUUUGGGAUGAAUGACAAGAUUGUCAUUGAGAAGCAGGGCAAAGGCACAGCUGAUGAAACAAGCAAGAGCGGGAAGCAGUCAAUUGCCAUUGACGACUGUACCUUCCACCAGUGUGUGCGACUCAGCAAGUUUGACUCGGAGCGCAGCAUCAGCUUCAUCCCACCAGACGGAGAAUUUGAGCUCAUGAGGUAUCGCACCACCAAGGACAUCAUCCUUCCUUUCCGAGUGAUCCCGCUAGUUCGGGAAGUGGGACGCACCAAGCUGGAGGUCAAGGUGGUCAUUAAGUCCAACUUCAAGCCCUCACUACUGGCUCAGAAGAUUGAGGUGAGGAUCCCAACCCCCCUGAACACCAGUGGGGUGCAGGUGAUCUGCAUGAAGGGGAAGGCCAAGUACAAGGCCAGCGAGAACGCCAUCGUGUGGAAGAUCAAGCGCAUGGCAGGCAUGAAGGAAUCGCAGAUCAGCGCUGAGAUUGAGCUUCUGCCCACCAACGACAAGAAGAAAUGGGCUCGACCCCCCAUUUCAAUGAACUUUGAGGUGCCAUUCGCGCCUUCUGGUCUCAAGGUGCGCUACUUGAAGGUGUUUGAACCGAAGCUGAACUACAGCGACCACGACGUCAUCAAAUGGGUGCGCUACAUUGGCCGCAGCGGCAUUUAUGAGACCCGCUGCUAGCUGCCUAGUGGCAGCUAGCCCGCCUCCCCACCCACCCUCUUCCACGGGUCUGGGUGCCCUUGGUCACCACACGUCAGUGUCUCCCUCCUGCUUUGCUGCCUUCCCUUUGCACCAGCCCCUUCGUCUAGGUCUGGACCAACCACGUUGUGAGCGGGACUGUUGGAGCAGUCCCUGGGCUCCCUGGGCAGGGUGGUUUCUGAGGUUCCUGCUCCUCCGUCCAUCUGCCUGCCCCAGCCCCAUGCCAGGCUCUGAGUUCUGCGACCAAAGCCAGGUGGGCCCCAUCUCCUCCCCUCCCCUGUGGCCACAUCUCUGGAGUGGGAGGGUCGGCUGCCCCUCACCUCGGAGCUCCCCGAAAGGCCAGUAACAGAUCCCCAGCCCUCGAUUCCUACUCUGCUUUGGGAUAGUGUGAGCUUCAUUUUGUACAACGUGUGACUUUGUCCAGUUAUAAACCUAAUAAACUCUGUAGAAUGGU